UUGCAAGCGUUAUGCCUAUCCCCGGCGGAGUAGCUGAUCCCGCAGCGACGAGCUGCUCACCCCUUUCCUUCCCUCUUCUUAUCCUCCUCGCCUUCCUCUGGCGCUCCGAGGCGAAUCCACGCUGCUCCUCUCGGCACACACGCAUUGGGGAAACGCCCCACUGCGAGUCUCGCUCUCUUCUCGGUUCCCGAGUUACACCCGACGGAGGUCUCAGCUUCACCCAUUCCCAUUCCUCCCUCGCUUUUCCCAACAGAAAAGGAAUAGCCGAAAGGACUCUUGUCUCGAAUUGUUGAUGUGAAACCCUAGCGGUCUUGGCGGUGUUCGAUCGCUUUCUGGGAGGAAAGAGAUCGGAUCGGAGGUCGGGAUGGGCAACUGCUGCCUGUCGCCGGAGGCCGUGGUCCGGGAGGAUGUCAAUACCCACUUCACCGUAGCCCACCACGACCACGGCGGCUCCACCGGCAAGAACCACCACCACCACAACGGGGGCGGCGGCCACUCCAAGCGGAUGAUGGUGCUGAGCAGCGACGCCAGGUCGGUGGGCGGGAUCGAGGAGAAGUACGUGCUCGACCGGGAGCUCGGCCGUGGGGAGUUCGGCGUCACCUACCUCUGCAUGGACCGCGACACCAACGAGCUCUUCGCGUGCAAGUCGAUCUCGAAGCGGAAGCUGCGGACGGCGGUGGACGUGGAGGAUGUGCGACGCGAGGUGGCGAUAAUGCGGCACCUGCCGAAGAGCCCUAGCAUCGUGAGCCUGAGGGAGGCGCGCGAGGACGACGGCGCGGUGCAUUUGGUGAUGGAGCUGUGCGAGGGCGGGGAGCUUUUCGACCGCAUUGUGGCCAGGGGUCACUACUCGGAGCGUGCGGCGGCCGUCGUCGUGAGGACCAUCGUCGAGGUUGUGCAGCAGUGUCAUAGGCAUGGGGUAAUCCACCGUGACCUCAAGCCAGAGAACUUUUUGUUCGCAAACAAGAAGGAGAACUCGCCGUUGAAGGCGAUUGACUUCGGGUUGUCGAUAUUCUUCAAGCCUGGGGAAAGGUUUUCUGAGAUUGUUGGAAGCCCAUAUUACAUGGCUCCUGAAGUACUAAAACGUAAUUAUGGCCCAGAAAUUGAUAUUUGGAGUGCUGGAGUUAUUCUCUACAUCCUACUGUGCGGGGUUCCCCCAUUUUGGGCUGAAACCGAACAGGGAGUUGCACAAGCCAUUCUUAGGGGGAUUAUAGAUUUCAAACGCGAACCAUGGCCUUGCAUCUCAGAAGGUGCUAAGAAAUUGGUCCGGCAGAUGUUGGAACCUGACCCCAAGCUUCGUUUAACUGCAAAGCAAGUUCUUGAGCAUCCUUGGCUUCAGAAUGCAAAGAAAGCUCCAAAUGUACCCCUUGGUGAUGUUGUCAAGUCAAGACUCAAACAGUUUUCAAGGAUGAAUAGAUUCAAAAGAAGAGCUUUGAGGGUUAUUGCUGAUCACUUGUCUACUGAAGAAGUUGAAGAUAUUAAAGAGAUGUUCAGGAUGAUGGACACCGAUAAUGACGGCAUUGUUUCUCACGAUGAACUUAAAGCUGGGCUUGCUAAGUUUGGUUCACACCUUGUGGAGUCUGAAGUGCAGAUGCUUAUUGAAGCUGUUGACACCAAUGGGAAAGGUACGCUGGAUUAUGGAGAAUUCGUAGCUGUAUCUCUUCAUUUACAAAGAAUGGCGAACGACGAGCAUCUCAGAAGGGCCUUCUCCUAUUUUGACAAAGAUGGGAAUGGCUUCAUUGAACCCGAGGAGCUUCGUGAGGCCUUAGCCGAAGAUGGAGCUCCUGAUAGCACGGAUGUGGCAGAUGAUAUCUUAAAAGAAGUUGACAGCGACAAGGACGGGCGAAUCAGCUAUGACGAAUUUGUCGCAAUGAUGAAGACUGGGACAGAUUGGAGGAAGGCUUCACGGCACUACUCCAGAGGAAGAUUCAACAGUCUGAGUGUCCGACUAAUGAAGGAUGGGUCCUUAAACUCAAGUAAAAAUUGAACUAAUUGCCAGAGUUAUUGCUUAUCCGAACAAUCCUGAUGAUUUAGGAUCAGCUCCAGGUCGACCCUCAGAUUUCGACCAUCACGAUAGGCGAUCAAUGUUGCAUGGUUGCCGUGCCACUGUCUCAUACAACAUGUUGUAUUUGCUGUCACAUAAUGUACCAGAAUGGGUUUUAGGAUUAGGGGGAUUAGUUCAUCUAGUGCUGCAAGAGAGAUUUAUCUUUUGAAGGAAAUGGACAUGAUGACUAGGGAAAACUGUCAGCUGGAAGAACAGAACAUCCAAUGUUAUUUAUCAUGAUUACAAGCUUA
Molecule: messenger RNA, 2292 nt
Organism: Musa acuminata subsp. malaccensis (wild Malaysian banana)
Lineage: Eukaryota; Viridiplantae; Streptophyta; Magnoliopsida; Zingiberales; Musaceae
Product: calcium-dependent protein kinase 3
Biological process (GO): peptidyl-serine phosphorylation; protein autophosphorylation; intracellular signal transduction
Cellular component (GO): plasma membrane; nucleus; cytoplasm
Molecular function (GO): calcium ion binding; calcium-dependent protein serine/threonine kinase activity; ATP binding
Source: RefSeq, a predicted model, not a curated record